AUGGCUGAGACUAACAACAGGAAGAGAACUUUCAAGUCCUUCUCAUUCAAGGGCGUUGACCUUGAACAGCUUUUGAAGCUUGACACCGAGGAGUUCACCAAGUUGUGCGGUGCCAGAGUCAGAAGAAGAUUCUCCAGAGGCUUGGGCUCCAAGCCAAUGGGUUUCAUUGCCAAGUUGAGAGCCGCCAAGUUGGCCGCUCCAGCCAACGAGAAGCCAGCUGUCGUCAAGACCCAUUUGAGAAACAUGAUUGUUGUUCCAGAGAUGAUCGGCUCCUUGGUUGGUGUUUACAACGGUAAGGUGUUCAACACCGUCGAGAUCAAGCCAGAGAUGGUUGGCCACUACUUGGGUGAGUUCUCCAUCACUUACACUCCUGUCAGACACGGUAAGGCCGGUAACGCUUCUUCCAGAUUCUUCCCAUUGAGAUAG
Messenger RNA from Candidozyma auris, 426 nucleotides. It is a transcript of the gene RPS15, whose product is annotated as 40S ribosomal protein uS19. Bases 1 to 426 code for a protein of 141 amino acids. Gene Ontology annotation, biological process: translation; ribosomal small subunit assembly. Lineage: Eukaryota; Fungi; Ascomycota; Pichiomycetes; Serinales; Metschnikowiaceae. The transcript has 2 exons. The record is from RefSeq and is a predicted model, not a curated record. Gene Ontology annotation, cellular component: cytosolic small ribosomal subunit; ribosome. Gene Ontology annotation, molecular function: RNA binding; structural constituent of ribosome.